CAAGGCAUUACACUGUUUCGUCUUCUUUAAAUUACGUCUCUUAAUCCAAUUUAUUAUCCUCAACUCUCAACUGUACUCUGCCACUUUCCUCUUCUAUAUAAACCAUCCCAUUCCAAGCAUACAUGCUAUCAAAUCAAACACAAAACAUCACAUUUGUUCGUGGUAAAAAUACAAAAUGGCUAUGAGUUUCUCAUCACUCACCAACCUAGUCAUUCUGGUCUCUGCAGCUGCGUUGCUUGUAUCCCACUCAAGUGCUCGCAACUUGCAGCAAACUCAGACACUGCCUCUUCAAGGAGCUGCUUCUCCUACCAUAGCUGAGGCUCCUACCGUCAAUGCCCCUCUCGACGGCCAAAAGAACUUCAUUGUCGGUGGUGCUGCCGGAAUAGGCGGAUUCAUGGGGAUGCCAGGUGGUGGGACCGAUAUGACGUUGCCUCUUCCAUCCGGGACACCGCUUCUUGGUGGGUCCGGUGCGUUUGGUGGUAUGGGUGGUGCAAUGGGGUUUCCUGAUAUUGGAGGUAAUGGUGGCGGUUCUGUUCCGAGCUCAGGAGGUGGUUUGGUGUCUCCAUGAGAGAGUGUCUGAGAGAGAUUAAAAUCAUUGGUCUCUAGCUUUAAGAUGUGUUUGGUUUCUUUUGCGUUCUAGUUUGGAUCAUUGUUCUUGUUGUUUCUGUGUGUUGUUGUCUUUUGCUGCAUUUUCUCGUCACUUGUUUAAUGUUGUCUUGUGCUUGCGUGUUGUUUCCUUUCCUUAAUGAAAAAUGUUUCCUUAUUAUUCAAAAUCAUUAACCGCAAAUGUUUAUG
Brassica oleracea var. oleracea is the source of this 795-nucleotide messenger RNA. RefSeq lists its product as uncharacterized. Bases 176 to 568 code for a protein of 130 amino acids. The record is from RefSeq and is a predicted model, not a curated record. The transcript has a single exon. NCBI's taxonomy places the organism in Eukaryota, Viridiplantae, Streptophyta, Magnoliopsida, Brassicales, Brassicaceae.